Molecule: messenger RNA, 1920 nt
Organism: Amoebophrya sp. A25
Lineage: Eukaryota; Dinophyceae; Syndiniales; Amoebophryaceae
Source: the annotation of a GenBank genome assembly
UGUGGGUGACACUAGAUGUGGAGGAAAGGAUCCUUUCAUAGAAAGUUCUACGUUUAUGUUGAUGUCGUUUUUCAACACCAUUAUUUUCAAAUAUUUAUACAUUCUUGUCUUCAUUCAGUUUGCUUCUGUUUAGACACAGGUUGGUGAAAUAAGAUGGCAGCGGCGGCACGUGUGGAGAGCCACCAGCAGAAUGAGGUGGAUGAACUGAAGAAAGCUGUGCUUUCCUGUCGGGGAAAGGCACAAGAACUUCUUCUGCUGAAAUCCGGCUACUAUAAUAAGUGCAAAGGAAUUCGUGAGGUCCGAUGCACAUUGCUGGCGUCUACUCACGAUUCCUCAGCCACACCUUCGUCAGCAAAUGGCAAGCACGCCAAUGGCGAAAGAUCAAAAUCUCCCAAUUAUAGUACAAAUGCCACCGGAAUAUCGCUAAGUCAUCCGAGUUCCCCAUCUACGCCAAGCUCAGCGUCUCGAAAGGUGGUUCAUUUUAUCAGACACGGGGAGGGCAACCAUAACGUGGCGCAGCGCGAGUGGCGGGCGCGAAAGGACUUCGGUGCGUACAAGUCCGAGGCGUGGGAUCGACUGAGUGAGCCUUAUACGAUCGAUAACGAUCCGAAGUAUCGCUUUAUCGAUGCACAGCUAACAGCUGCGGGCCAGGCACAAGCGGAAGCACUGCGCGAUCCGUUAGCAAAGACAAACUGGCAGGCUCAUGUAGAUUUCGCUCUGCCCGAAGUAGAACUGUUAUUAGUGUCACCACUGCGUCGUGCCACAGAGACAGGUUUGAGAGCAGCACAAGACUUAUUGCUACAUAGAACAAAGAAAGGAGAGGCGCGAAAGAUGAAGAUAGUCGCGAUCGAGAACCUGCACGAAGUAGGUGGCAGGCAUACGUGCGAUAAGAGGUUGGACAAGGUUGAGCUCGAGAAGGAGUAUAGCGAGUGGUGGAAAACUCUGGCUUUGCAUUGUCAAGAUGAACAUGAAGUUGUGCAAAACGGCGCUCCUGAGGCGAAGCGACAGCGCACGAGCAGCGAGACGAACAGUAAUCUAUCUCAGUACUUAGCUUUGUUCAUUCAGAUUUUUUCGUGAGCUCUAGUUUUCCAAAAGCACUAUGCUUCGAACGACGAAGACAAACAUGUUUGAUUCUUUCUUAUCCAAUGUUGAAGCCUUGUUGUAUUAUUGCAUCAACAACUACUGCCCAGGUCAACCAGAAACCCCGCCGCGCAUUGAUUUUUCGCAGCUUGAAGACACUGACGCGUUGUGGCAUGAGACUGAAAGGGAGAAGCCGGCUUCGUGUGCAGCAAGAGCAGUCGAAGUAGUGAAAUAUUUACAAUCGUUGCCAGAAACACACAUCGUCAUAGCAGCACAUAGUGCACUGCUACUCACGCUGUUUAACGCGGUCCUCACAUUCGACAGCAAUGCUCCAGAGAAUGCCUCCGCGACCGGGUGGUUUGGCACAGGAGAAAUGCGGAGCGUCCUGAUGGAAUUUCUGCCCGCAAGUGAAAAAUGACGUCGUUGGUGUUGAAAGGUAUAAAGGUAAACACUUCCUGUUCCCAAACCUUAAUUUGAGUAUGCUUGUUCAAUAAGCACGACACAAUGAAGAAGGCCCAACCUCAUGAUUGCGCUGAAUCCUAAAGUCGGAAAAAACUUUUUUCGCACCUUCUCCUACGCUAUGAUCUUUGUUGCAGUACCUAGUUCUUUUCUGUUAAGUGUAAGACUCUAUGGACUUCAUUGGCAAUGCGCUAUCUAGGAGAUACUUCGAGAAGAAUCCAUCUUCUCGGUUGUGAUCUCAUGACUGCGCAGUGCUUUAUUCAUUCUAUUUCGCGCUUGCAGUUUUACUCUCUCGGUCAGGGACAACAUUUUUGAUUGGUACUGCUGAAGAACCUCUGUUGUCAGUGAAGGCAUUGCUCCGAAGGAGGUAGAGCUGUCGAG